Messenger RNA from Bombina bombina (fire-bellied toad), 1609 nucleotides. Its product is annotated as uromodulin-like. Bases 154 to 1233 code for a protein of 359 amino acids. The transcript is spliced from 10 exons. Gene Ontology annotation, biological process: neutrophil migration. The record is from RefSeq and is a predicted model, not a curated record. NCBI's taxonomy places the organism in Eukaryota, Metazoa, Chordata, Amphibia, Anura, Bombinatoridae. Gene Ontology annotation, cellular component: apical plasma membrane; cell surface.
AUGUACAUUUGGGUCAUCCUGCCAAGCCCACAUGUGACUAGUAUUAAACAAAUUGUUUUGAAUUGACAUAUUUCUGUGUCACAAUACAUCAGCUUAUCAUAGAGCUGCCUUCAUCCAUACUCUUGCUAUAUCUGAGACUCCCAUCUUGUGACCAUGAAAAUCUUUCUGCUGCUGCUGCUACUAGCUCUUGGUGGCUUAACAUUAGUGUCCACGUCUUGCACUGCAAAUUGUGCUGCUGACCAGAUCUGCAGCAUUGAUAAAUGUGAAUGUAAUUCAACAUAUUACAGCGUAAAAGCACUUCCUCCACCGCCCGUCAUUCAGUGCAUUCAUGGGUAUGUGCAUCUGUAUUUACUGAAAUGUCAACUAGAGAAGAGUAAAUAUAACUCCCUCAACGUCCACCUCAAUGACCCUACUUGUGUCGGGACAGAAGAAGUUCUGGAUGGUAUUGCUCGAGUGGCAUUUCACAGACAUUUGGCAUCUGGAGACUGUGGUAAUACUUUAGUUGUAACUAAUUCCCAUAUCAUUUACUCAAAUGUCUUGCACAUAAGUCCAAAAGGAACUGGAAAAAUAAUAACUAGAAACAAUAUCAGUAUCUCCUUUUCCUGCUCAUUUCCAUUAAACCUUACAGCGUCUCUUAAUAUUACCCUGAACCCAAAACUGGGGACUACCCAGAUAAUUGAACCUGAAACAAAUGCAUUGCUGACUGUAAUUAUGACGGCAUAUACAGACCCAGAAUUUGUUACGAUGGUCACCGAUGGGACCCCUUUAACAGUGGAACAAUUUAUAUAUAUCUCAGUACUUAUACCACAUUUGGAAGCUGAACGUUUUUCAACCAAGGUGCUAAAUAUAUACGCAUCUGCAAACCAAAAUGGCUCAUUACCUAUAUACAUACUUUCUGGAGGAUGUCCAUAUCCUGAGGUUGAUUACAAUAUUGUGAGCACCAUAAAGAAUGGAUAUGGCAAUGAAGCACGAUUCCGAAUGAAAGUCUUUCAAAUUUAUGGGUUUAACUCUGUGCAUCUUUUUGCAGAUGUUACAAUCUGCGAAACAAACUGCUCAUCGGAAUGUGAGGAUAGCAAAUCAAGGCAAGAUAGACAAGAAGGCAAUGUUGUAACAGUAAGAGUAUUAGAUUUAUUUGCAGAAGAGAUAAUUGAUUCUGGCGCCUUUAAGUAUUUCUCCCUCUCCUGGACCCUGAGCUCUCUGCUCAUGUCGCUGCUAUUUGUAAAACUGCUGUAACAAAACUUCCCACCAAAACAUGGAAACAAAAAAGCCGAUAAAGAUCAUAGUGUAGUUUUGGAGUACCAGUCAAGCUGCCCUAAUGUAACUAAGCCAUAAUUUUAUUCUACCUUUUUGUACUUAAUUCACUACAAGGUCUCUCACGGGCUACAGUCUCACCAGUUCUUAUGUUAAUUCACUCACUAAAUAGUGAAUAAACAAAUUGGGCUCAUUACUACAGGACUAUAAAUAGGCUACAUCUAAAUAAUUUGUACAAGCUUAAAAAUGUAGCAUCAACUUACUGUGGGUUACAUUGGUCUCUGUGACCCAUGGCGAUUUUGUUUUUCUCUUGAACAAACUGUAUAGUUUAUGCCAUUGAAUAAACUUAUUAAGUAUA